Molecule: messenger RNA, 717 nt
Organism: Lathyrus oleraceus (garden pea)
Lineage: Eukaryota; Viridiplantae; Streptophyta; Magnoliopsida; Fabales; Fabaceae
Exons: 2
Coding region: 1-717 (238 amino acids)
Source: RefSeq, a predicted model, not a curated record
AUGUUUAACGAACCCAUUUCACCACCUUCCUCAACACCCUCAUCCCCACCUUACUACACCAUCUCCUUUGACUCUGAGCCAUCUGACCCUCAAUCUCCCACUCUAGCUCAGCUUCAGACUCGUGCCCUUUCCACCCACAACCAACCUGAACCAGAAACAAACAUUCCAUUACCCCCUGAACAACCACUAACACCUCAAUCUGAACCUCACAAUGAAACUCCCUCUGAAAACCCCAUCACCCAUAACUGUGAACCUCCCAUUGAAACCACCCCUUCACCACCAGCACCUACAUCUCCUAUCCCUGAACCAGAACCUACCUUUCCCACCCUGGAAGAAGAAAUAACCUUAUUUGCUGAGUCUUCAGUGGAGAAGAUCAGUUCAUUAUCUGAAAACUCUGGUAUCAGUGAUGAUCCCUCUGCAGAUGCUGCUGAAGCUGCUCCUGUUGCUGCUGAAGCUGAAGCAAAAGCAAAAGCUAAUGCUGAACAAGUAGCACACAUAGCUGCAAAAGAAGCUGCUAAGGCAAAAAAUGAUGCUCUGACUCAGGGGGAGCAAUCUCAUUCGAAUUUCACUCCUCUUGUCUUGAAGACUCUGGAAGAGCUACAAAAGGAGCAGCAGAUAGUGAGAGCAAUAUUGGACCAACAGGACUCCGUCAACAACAACAUUCAGAACCUGCUGACCCAUUUGCUCACGAGGAUGCCUCCUCCUCCGAACCCUUAG